Messenger RNA from Gracilinanus agilis (Agile Gracile Mouse Opossum), 2440 nucleotides. It is a transcript of the gene SNAP23, whose product is annotated as synaptosome associated protein 23. The coding region runs from base 101 to 736 and encodes 211 amino acids. NCBI's taxonomy places the organism in Eukaryota, Metazoa, Chordata, Mammalia, Didelphimorphia, Didelphidae. Gene Ontology annotation, biological process: exocytosis; synaptic vesicle fusion to presynaptic active zone membrane; synaptic vesicle priming. The record is from RefSeq and is a predicted model, not a curated record. Gene Ontology annotation, molecular function: SNAP receptor activity; syntaxin-1 binding. The transcript has 8 exons. Gene Ontology annotation, cellular component: synaptobrevin 2-SNAP-25-syntaxin-1a-complexin I complex; plasma membrane.
UUUGGCAAAGUCCGGCUUGAGGAGGAUCGGAAGGGAAGGGCGGCGAAGUCUUUUGAAUAUCUCAGUUCCUGUUUCUUUGCUUACCAAGUUUUGAUCCAUAAUGGAUAAUCUGUCAGCAGAAGAAAUUCAACUAAGGGCGCACCAGGUGACUGAUGAGUCCCUGGAAAGCACAAGGAGAAUCCUGGGUUUAGCCAUUGAGUCUCAGGAUGCAGGAAUCAAAACCAUUACUAUGCUGGAUGAACAAGGGGAAAAACUGAACCGCAUAGAAGAAGGCAUGGACCAAAUAAACAAAGACAUGAGAGAAGCAGAGAAGACGUUAACAGAGCUCAACAAGUGUUGUGGUCUUUGUGUUUGCCCUUGGAAUAGGUCAGCAAAUUUUGAGUCUGGCAAGGCUUAUAAAGCAACAUGGGCUGAAGGUGGAGACAGUUCACCUGGUAAUGUGGUUUCUAAGCAGCCAGGCCGUAUGACAAAUGGUCAGCCUCAGCAAACAGCUGCAGGAGGAGCCAGUGGUGGAUACAUUAAACGGAUAACUAAUGAUGCCAGAGAAGAUGAAAUGGAAGAAAAUUUGACUCAGGUGGGCAGUAUCCUGGGGAACUUGAAAACAAUGGCCUUAGACAUGGGCAAUGAGAUUGACUCUCAGAACAAGCAAAUAGGGAGAAUCACUGAGAAGGCUGAUACUAACAAAGAUCGUAUUGAUCUUGCCAAUGCCAAAGCAAAGAAACUCAUUGAUAGUUAAAGAUGUUGCUGCUGCCUUCAUCUGGGAAUUCAUCUAUUACGUCCUCCAGUUCUUCCUGAAUCACUCACUACCUUUCAGUGUUUGAAAUUUCUUUGCCCCAACAACCCAUUCUAAGCAAAGAGAUGGGAAGAAAGGGCAAAGAGUGAAACAGCUCCCUGCCAUUUGGUUUUGAAUUCUUGCUCUUUUCCCUCGUGAGCAGAUUGCUAUAAACCAUCCAGUCCUCUCUAUGGGGUUCUCCUCAGUGUACAGGCUGAGGUUGUAUUGCAAACCUUUAAAAUUGUCAUAUAUUCUUCUUGUUCCACUCAAGCAAAUUUUUGCUUGCAGGAUUUUUAAGCGUUGCCAAAGAUAGCAGUGGAGGAGGGAGAGCGUAUAUGCUCUGGGAGUGGGGUAAGAAGGAGGAAUGCAUGAGGUUUAUUUGUUGUUGUUUCUGUUAUACCAGUAAAAUUCUACAGGCCCUAACUAUAUUGAAAAGUUACAUACAUAAAUGCCCAGUCAUCUCCCAUCCCUCUUUGAAAAUACAGUUGGGUUCACUAUCAAUUUAAUUAACUGGGCAAAUCACCCAGCCUCUCUUGGUGUCCCAUGCAGUUGUCCAGGGACUCUAGAAGUUGCAGAACACAUGCCUAUCUGCAUUUGGGGUUUGGGGAAGUUUCCUUCCUGGAGCUCCCUACACAGAUGAAAUCACAUCCCAGGACCAAAAACAAAGUCUUUAAGAUAAGGGUGGUAAUAAAUAACUUAUUUGGCUUCUAUUUGGUUUUGGAGAUUGUGGUUCUUAAAAUCGUAAAAUCUUAAAACAGGCAGAAGAGAGUAACUUUUUUUUUAAAUAAAGGAACUUGAUUUCUCUCCAGAUGAUUGCUAUAUGGACAUGUUUUGUGAUCUCAUUUCAUGCUGUGCACUUUCCAAGAACAUUUUCCAUGAGUUUAUGGUUUAAAAUAAAAAAUAUGUGUAGCAUCAUGUUCCCAUACAAACUUGCAUCCUCAUUAAUUUAUCAUCCCAGUGUUGAUACCAUUUGUUUGGGAGAAAUUAAACAUAAUUUACAGAUUAAACUGAUAUUUCUUUAAAGGUUGACAAAUUGUAUAAAGUAAAUUCAAGUUUACCUCAGAACCAUGAAUCAUUAUGGUAUGAGGCUUUUGUUUUUGGAGGAAGGGUUUGGGAGUUGCUGUAAGUCUGACCUUAAAAAAAAAAAAAGUUAAGUUGCUUUGAUAUCCUUACAUCUCCCAGCUUUAAAACUUGUUACCUUUCUCCACUGUAAUAGUCUACCUAUUCUAGGUUAUGCUUGUUUCUGUUCAACUAGAAGUGAUAUGGAAAAUCAUAAGCUUGGCUCAGUUAUUAAGAAAAAUAUGAUUGCUCUAUCUUUUUCACAUUUACUUCAUCCUGUAUCAGAUUUGGGUCCCCAACAUCACCUGAAAGUAUAUGUGACCUGAUUAUAUUUGUCCCUUUUUCAUUAAUGUACUGAUAUAUAUAAAUCAGCCGUUUUUCUGGACUGGUUUUCUACAUAUCACAACUUGAUACUUGCAAUUAAAUUUUGUACCUGACCAGUGGAACUGUGUUCUCUCAAGGUGAUAGUUCUUUUUGAUCAUUGUUUUGGGAGAAGUGUGUCAACUUAGUUUGUGAAAUGAACAAAAAGUGGUCUGUAAGUAAACAGCCAAAUUGAAGCUGCCAUUAGCAUGAUCAUGUUUUCAUGAAUAAAGUUUUUGAUUUCUUUUU